AUGCCGAGGGCACAAACUCAGAGGGAGUCUAGUAGCAUGUUGGUCACGGCGCGGGAUCUCACGGAGAAAGGUGGGUUUGCCACAACAACGCUGGAGGUUAGCAUUAACACGCAGGACCCGCUUGACGUUGACCUUUCUAUCAGCAUCCCUCUGCUGCGACGUAAUUUGUUGCUCUUUACUGUACUCAAGACGAUUGGGUCUUUUGAUUCGGGGGCAUUUAGUGCGGCGCUUGGGGCGGAAAACGGCAUUGCAGAGGAGUGGGGUCUGGGCACGGUGCGACAGGGAACGCUCACUUCUAGUGUCUUUCUCGGCAACAUCCUUGGGUGCCCACUCUCAGGUCAUCUUUUUUCACACCACAACGCAAAACAAGUGUUGGUGGGCUCGCUUAUAUUGCACACAGUAUUUACUUUUCUCUUUGCAACACUGACAAAUUACGAGUUUGCCCUGUUUUGUCGGUUUUUCAUUGGUAUCACCUUGUCGACUGUCAUUGUAUAUGUGCCUGUGUGGGUGGACAUAUUUGCCCCGCGUGAUCGUCAGUCGGUUUGGAUGGCCUCACAUAAUGCUGGAGUGCCCCUUGGCAUUAUGCUUGGUUACACUUGUGGCGCGUUUCUUCCAUCGUACACCAAUGUCAAUUGGGAGUGGGCAUUUUAUAUCAAAUGUAUUCUCACAAUACCGGCCGUGGCUUAUUUAAUGCGCGUGGACUCCCGCUCCAUUGCUCGGCCCAGCCGAAAUAGAUCGGAAUCUGCACCAAACGUUGCUGCAUUUGCUGCAGCGGACAUGAGUGCGGCUGAGCGGGUCUUGAAUUUUCUUCAUUCGAACAUGCGAUUGAUGUGGAGUUCCUGCAUCCCUCUAUUUUGUAAUACAGAAUAUAUGUGUAGUACACUUGCCAUGUGUUCCUUGUACUUUGUGGUGACUGGACUGCAGAACUUUGUGACGCAGUACCUUCGUGAGGAGCCAUUUAAUGCGUCCAUGAAAACAAUCAUGUUAGGGUUUGGUGGUGCUGUUGUAACUGCUCCUGUUAUUGGUGUCAUUGUGGGUGGUAUCCUGCUUGAUCGCAUCGGUGGCUACCAAAGAAAUCUACGACGUGUGACUACCUUCGUUUGUGUGUGGGGCGCUGCUGCCGCUUUUUUUAGUGUCAUCUGUAUUUUCGUCACUGAUACGAUGACGUUUUUGUUUGUUAUCUCUAUUGUGCUGUUUUGUGGCGGUGCCAUUGUUCCUCCGGGAAGCGGGACAGUGGUAACGUCUGUGCCUGAGCUUCUCCGCCCCGCCGCUGCUGCCUUCUCGCAGAUGAUGUACAACCUUCUGGGUAACUUUAGUGGCCCUAUGGUGUGCGGAUACGUGGCCCAGUGGACGGGGCAGCUAAAAUACGGCAUCUACACGGUUCUUUCAUGCAGUGCGGUGGGUCUCAUCCCGAUGUUGGUGCUACUGCGCAAGGUAUUGAGCACGCCAGAAGCGCCAACGCCGUUGUUGGCGCUCGCGCGUAGCCGACAGCGCUACCCGCAGACGACAGCUGUGAAGGAUGCGCGGUCGUUGUCAGCUGAAGUGAGCUACAUGGAUAUGAUGAGGCAUGAGUCGUCACGCAUGGAACAGUCGGAUGAUGAUGCCCUGCUGCUUGAUGAGGAGGCCGUCAAACAGAGGACUAGCAGCGUCAAUGUCACCCCGAAUGUUAAUGCUUUCGUUACGACAUCGGUGGCGGUGGCGCAGACGCAAGCGUUUUCUCAGCCAAAAAAAAAUAUGCGGCAAGCUACAAAGCACGCGGAGGCGCCUGUUCUGGUGGUGCACAAUGGGGUUGGCGCAUCAAAAGACAAAGAACAAGAAAAACAACGGGAACCGUCGCUGUCAUCGGUCGGGUUUGUGACGGGUAGAACGCCGGAGGUUAUCCAUAUAAAUGGUGAAGCCGAGGAGCAGGAGUGGGUGCACAGGCAACGCAGCUGCGGGGGAAUUGCAGCGACAAAUGGGAGUGUUGAGUCCACCUUGCAUAGAAGUGAGGCGAUGGAAGGUGGCAUGGAUGGGGGCGAUGAGUUUGACUUGAUGAUGGAGGCUGACGCCGCGCAGAUGAUGUCAUUUCCAAAUCGUCACAGCUUUGGGCUUGAUAUUUUGCGCUCGUUUCUGAGCAGCGCAUCGCAUCGGCACUCGUCGUCACGGAGCAGCAGCUCUAAUCCCUCGAUGGCAGUCACAGAGGAAUUGAAGGAGGUUAAUGUGGGUAGUCUUAUUGAUGAGCGCUGCAGUUCGGGUGGCAGCAGUGCGAUUAGUCCAAGCCACACACCGGCCGCGUUGGCGAAAGGUUCACCGCGGUAA
This is a messenger RNA of Trypanosoma rangeli, 2298 nucleotides long. Its product is annotated as transporter protein. Gene Ontology annotation, cellular component: membrane. The coding region runs from base 1 to 2298 and encodes 765 amino acids. The transcript has a single exon. Lineage: Eukaryota; Euglenozoa; Kinetoplastea; Trypanosomatida; Trypanosomatidae. The record is from RefSeq and is a predicted model, not a curated record. Gene Ontology annotation, molecular function: transmembrane transporter activity. Gene Ontology annotation, biological process: transmembrane transport.